UGACUCAGUGAAGAACCAAAGGAACCAAAUCCUGCAUUUUACUGCAAAGCUCGUAUAUAUAUCCACCCAAAGAGUAGAGAUGGAAUUAAGAUAUCUUGUUUAUGUCCUAAUGUUUCUUCUCACUACUCUAUUCUUGUAUUUGAUCAAAACAAGAGACCAGAAAGACCUAAACAGAAGAGGUAGGCUCCCUCCGGGUUCAAUGGGGUGGCCAUACAUAGGUGAAACCCUUCAACUCUACUCACAAGACCCAAGUCUCUUCUUUGCAACAAAACAAAAAAGGUAUGGAGAGAUUUUCAAGACACAUAUUUUGGGUUGUCAAUGUGUUAUGCUGGCUAGUCCUGAGGCUGCAAGGUUUGUGCUAGUGACACAAGCACAUUUGUUCAAGCCAACUUACCCAGAAAGCAAAGAAAGACUAAUCGGUCCAUCCGCGAUCUUUUUUCACCAAGGGGACUACCAUACCCGGCUAAGGAAGCUGGUUCAGAGCUCCUUGUCCCUUAACUCAAUUAGAAAUUUAGUGGCAGAUAUUGAAGCCAUAUCAGCCUUAGCCUUUGAUAAAUGGGAUGGUGGCCUUAUGAUAAACACUUUUCAAGAAAUGAAGAAGAUUUCUUUUGAAGUGGGUAUACUUGCAAUUCUUGGUCAUCUAGAGCCCCACCAUAAAGAAGAUCUGAAGAAAAACUAUAGCAUAGUUGAUAAAGGCUACAAUUCCUUCCCUACAAACUUCCCUGGAAGUCCUUACAAAAAGGCAUUAUUGGCAAGACAGAGGCUAAGCAAGGUUUUGAGUGAUGUUAUAGGUGAGAGGAAGGAGAAGAAGUUACUUGAGAAGGAUCUGUUGGGAUGUCUAUUGAACUCAAAAGAUGAGAAAGGAGAAGUACUAACAGAAGAUCAAAUCGCGGAUAAUAUCAUUGGUGUUCUUUUCGCGGCACAAGACACAACAGCCAGUGCCUUGACAUGGAUUAUCAAGUACCUUCAUGACAAUCCUAAACUUCUAGAGGCAGUCAAGGCUGAACAGAAGGCAAUUCGAAAACUGAAUGACAAGCCAUUGAAUUGGAACCAAACAAGGAAAAUGCCUCUAACUUACAAGGUUGUUUUGGAGAGCUUGAGAAUGGCAAGCAUCAUAUCUUUCACCUUUAGAGAAGCAGUGGCUGAUGUUGAAUACAAGGGGUACCUCAUCCCAAAAGGUUGGAAGGUGAUGCCUCUGUUCAGGAACAUUCAACACAAUCCAGAAUUUUUCACCGACCCUCAAAAAUUUGAUCCCUCAAGAUUUGAGGUUGCCCCAAAACCCAACACUUUCAUGCCAUUUGGGAGUGGAGUACAUUCCUGCCCAGGAAAUGAACUUGCAAAGCUGGAAAUGCUUAUCGUAGUCCACAAUUUGGUCACCAACUUCAGGUGGGAAGUGGUAGGAUCUGAAAAUGGGAUUCAGUAUGGGCCAUUCCCAGUCCCUCAGCGUGGACUACCAGCCAGAUUCUGGAAAGAAUCUACCAGCUCAAACGCAUUACAAUUUACAAUGACAUGACCAUUCCCUACCCCUAGCUAGCCCCAAAUGAAAUUCACUUCUCAAUUAUUAUUAUUUUUUUUGCUUGUAUGGUCCUUUUUUUUUUCUUGGCUUAAAAAGCCAGUUUUUUUUUUCUUCAAUUUUUAGUCUCUGGAUUUAUCCAUCAUUUAAUCCCCUGCAAAACCCAUAUGGGAUUCCAAUUAAGCUAUUCGAAUUGUAAUUUCUUGACGCAUUUUGUGUCUUUUUUACAUUAAUAUAUAGGUUAAGUUAAACAACA
This is a messenger RNA of Tripterygium wilfordii, 1769 nucleotides long. Its product is annotated as abscisic acid 8'-hydroxylase CYP707A1-like. The record is from RefSeq and is a predicted model, not a curated record. Bases 80 to 1513 code for a protein of 477 amino acids. Lineage: Eukaryota; Viridiplantae; Streptophyta; Magnoliopsida; Celastrales; Celastraceae. Gene Ontology annotation, biological process: sterol metabolic process. The transcript is spliced from 8 exons. Gene Ontology annotation, molecular function: (+)-abscisic acid 8'-hydroxylase activity; heme binding; iron ion binding.